Molecule: messenger RNA, 5862 nt
Organism: Sinocyclocheilus grahami
Lineage: Eukaryota; Metazoa; Chordata; Actinopteri; Cypriniformes; Cyprinidae
Exons: 28
Coding region: 48-5210 (1720 amino acids)
Biological process (GO): tRNA methylation
Cellular component (GO): cytosol
Source: RefSeq, a predicted model, not a curated record
UACACAAUACACAUGGAGCUGUGUACACAAGUCUGAAGCUCGCAACUAUGACGAUUUUCAUUUUUUCCUCGGGACAAGCUGAUGCAGUUAUGAAAUCUGUCGUUUCAGAAGAUCAAAUAUCAUGUGAUGUCAAAGACACGCUAAGGAUUUUCUUGCAGAAGCUGACAGAAAAUGCCAGUUGUGGUGUGUGUCCUAUGGCAGUCUGUAUGUUCCUGGAGGACAUCACUACGGGACGAGAGGUUCUCAAAGCAGAAUGCAGCGCUCUGCUUAAUAAAGUCGCCGAGCUGAUUCCUGCUGUUAUGUCAGAUGAAGCAACCAGAAAUGGGCCACUGUGCUAUCAGACUGUCAAGGUUUGUUUGCAGGUGUUUCAGUUGCUACCUGGUCAGGUGGCCCUGAUGGUCUACAGUAAGGAAAGUGCAAAUAUGAGUUUGAGAGAUAUUUUGGAGUUCCUGAUGAGCGUUAUCUUAGGAGAGGUUUCCAGCAGAGAUACACGUUUGUUGGCUGGCACUGCGGUUGCAAUGCUGCUCACUACAGCGACAGACAGUCAGUGUGCAGGAUCAGCUGCCUGGAGUCUGCUGCAAAUCACCAACACAGAACCGUGGAGAUUGACGGUAGGUGAGCUACAGGUGGACUGUCGUCCCAGACGUCAGGACGGAGUGGACAGACUGGCUGUAUGCAGGGGGUUGUUAACUUGCUGCAGAAAUGACAUUCUUGUCAGUCACCAUAGCAACCAAGGGACUUGUCUUCUCCUGAAUGGGUUGUUCCCCUUCAUCUCAGCUCUUUGUGAAGAAAAGCUUGACUGUCAUUACUAUGUUUUUCAAGUGUUUACUAUUUGGCUGAAGAGGCUGAGAGAGUGCCUCAGUGAGGUUUGGGAAGUUACUGGUGCUCCUUUAGAUUCAGACCUCCAGCAGCACCUUACACAAAUCAUCUGGAGCAAUGCAGAGAGCCCGUUGGAUGGUGUUGCAGAGGUGGCACGCAGUGCUUUCUGUCUGUUUAUGGAGAUCUAUGACAAGGAUUGUCUGCACUUUGAGAACACAGAUAAAAGACUUUAUGUGGAAUUAUUGAACAGUAUAUCAGAACUGCCUUGGGAAUCCAAAGCAAAGUAUUUACCGCUUACUGCACUUCUGCCAUAUGCAGGAACAGACAAGGUUUUGGAACUGUAUCCAGCUCUUUCCUCUCACAUCCUAAAAUGCCUCUCCACCAAUCACCUUUCUCCAUGUGCCUCAGAAGUCUACAGAUCCCUCCUUCAGGAACAGAAACGCGAGCUUAUUAUAAAUGCAUCCCAAGAAGCUCCACCCACUGAACAAGACUCAGCCAAUCAAUGGGCUCGGAGGUGGCAACCAGUCAUUCUGGAGGCUUUGACUUCAGAAUUAACUCUUCUUCAAAAUAACGCCUCUAGCCAUCUUCUGCCCUCAACACUACGAAUAUUUCCAGGUGCUGUUAACACUCUGUUGUCAGCUCUGGACCCCGCGGUUCCCGGUCACCUUCACGCGUGGGCUUGUGUCAUGAACGCCCAGCGGGCCACAAGUGGACAUUCCCUCUGGAGUGUGGACAGCCCCCAUGCUCUUAAGACUCUCCAUAUUGCCCUCUCCUCUUUGGAUGACAGCAUCCGGCUUGCAGCUCUGAACCUCCUCUGCUGCAGUCCAAAGACCAAAGAAGCCCCAUCACAAGUGGAGUAUUCCGCUCUGAGAGACUUCCUCCCGCUCAAUCUCAACAGUGAAUCGUCACCUUUCCGCCAGCACUUUCAGGCAGUGCUGAGGAAGUUCUUGAUGAGAAUAAGAGACAGUUGCAUGGCCAGCAUCAAAGGCCAUAAUGGUAAAAAAGGGCUCACGGAGGAAGAGGAGGCGGAGCUUAAACAAGGAGUCGAGUUUGUUGACUGGCUCUUCCAGCUGUCAGUGGUCUAUUUGACUCCUGACAGCAGCUACCAGAGGAAGAAGACUGUCCUGCUCCUGCUGUCUGCAGUGCUGGAAACAUGUACAGACACCUGGAGUCCAGACAGAAAGAAGGGACAACCACCUGCCAAUAUGUCUACUCUUAUAAACUGGGCUAAAGAGAGGGGAAAGUGGGAUUUCUUCUCAAAGUCAAAGAUGCUUGUCCUGAUUGGCUGUUUGGAGGAUUCGACCAAUGAGAUCCGUGAACUGUCUGCAGAGCUGCUUCUCAGAUUUUUCCCCUCGUCUCUCCCGGAUGAUAUCACAGCUGUGUUGUUGAGGAGGGCAGAAAGGCUGCUCCACAGCCCACGGGUCCAGGAGGCCCAGAUGGGAGCACUGAUGAUCAAACUUCUACUGCACAAGGUGGAUGGGGCAUUUGAACAUGGGGAGGAGAAACAGUCAGUUAAAUUGAUCGCGUUUCUUCUCACCAAACUGGAGUACCAUUAUCUCACUGCCAGGAAUGACAUGCUGCUUGCAGCCCGUACAACGCCUAUUCAUGGUGUUGUAAGUGCUCUGCAGAGGGGCUUGCUGGAGGUGCCAGGGGUCCUAGCGGAGUCAAUAACCCACAGUGUUGCAGGAGACAUUGUGUCUUUAAUAGAAAAGCUCACUCUACUGCUGUUAGGUGUGCUGUACGGGGACCAGGACACACAGGAGAAAGAUGUGCCUCCAUCAUUCUGUGACAUGGGGAAUGCAAUCAGUUCUCUGAUUGGUCAGGGUGGGGUUGAGGGGGCGGGACUUGAUGAGGAUGGAGAGGAGAAUGUGCUGCUCUCUGAGGAACAUAGUCUAGUGCUGACCUGCUGCUGGGUUUCCUUGAAGGAAAUUGGUAUUUUUCUGGGCUCCCUGGUGGAGAGAAUCCUGUCACUGCACUGUAAAGACCUGACUUUGAGUGUGGAAGAACUCAGGAAGGCUUCCAAAGUAUUUAAAGACAUCAUUCUGAAAUGUAGACACUGGGGGGCAGUAGAGGGCUGCUGUAUUGGCUUUACUAAGUUCUGCAGGGCUCUACUGAGCAGCUCUGAUCCAGAAAUCAGAGAGAUCCCACCUCUCAUAUUAAAACAGGGCCUUUCUGUUCUCCAGUCGCCCCGUAGUACCUCAGUAACAAGGCGUGCUGCCGGUCUGCCCAUGCUGAUUUUGGGUGUCUUAGCUGCUGAGGACUCUAGCAAGACUCGCCCCCUUUUGGCACAAACCAUUAACACCCUACUGGACACAGCCAAAGCACCUCUUCCCCAGGACUGGGACCAAACUCUCGACUUACCACAGGUGUGUGCCGUUCACACCCUUCAAGCUCUGGUGAAGGGCUCCAGUCUGGGUGUAGCUGUUCUGCAGUACACCCCUGUGGUGGCCGUUCUGUCACUCACACUCCUCAGCUCACCAUGCUGGGCUAUGAGGAACGCAGCCCUGCAGCUCUACAGUUCUCUGUGCACCAGAAUGUUGGGUCAGCGGCCUACCGGUGAAGAGGGCUCCGCUCAUUCCGGCAUGUCUUCUCCUUCCUUCUUUAACCUCUACCCAGCCCUACAGCCCUUCCUCCAGGGGGCGCUGGAAAGCGCAGCUACAGACCUUCAUGAUGCCACCCUUCUCCUGCACCCUUCCCUCUACCCUGUCCUCACCCUGCUCGCCAAACUACAGCCUGGUGCUGAGGAACAGACACGGCUGGCCAACCUGAAGAAGGCACUGUUGGACCAGAACCUGGAGUACAGAGGAGCAUUCUUGACCGCAUUAGUUGAGGUUAUGACCCCUGAGGAAGACCGUCUUGCUCUGCCCCGUCCCUGUCUUUCAGGGUUCGAGGAGACAUGGCUGCAGGAGUGUGUGGAGGUUCUGUUUACUGAUCUGGAGUCAGAUAGAGGAGGACCUGUGCUGAUCUCCACGGCUCUGUGUGCAGUCAGCCUGCUCCUUUGUCACAGUGUGGACUUGUCUUUGCUCCAGCGCUGGUGUAAGUUAUUAAAGAAGCACAGAUGUCCUGAAGCUCCUGAGGCCCUCAGAGCAGCAUGUGCACAGGCUCUGUGUCUGUGUGGGGUCCACGUAGUGACCAGGAGCCUGACAGGAGGCCUCACGCUCAAAGAGCUCAAACUAAAAGAUCAUGAUUGCAAGAUUUUUUUUUGGGAAUGUCUGGAAAGGGUCUAUUCGAAUAACAGUCUAUCUGUCUAUCCCCUGCAGGCCAACCUGAAGAAGGCACUGUUGGACCAGAACCUGGAGUACAGAGGAGCAUUCUUGACCGCAUUAGUUGAGGUUAUGACCCCUGAGGAAGACAGUCUUGCUCUGCCCCGUCCCUGUCUUUCAGGGUUCGAGGAGACAUGGCUGCAGGAGUGUGUGGAGGUUCUGUUUACUGAUCUGGAGUCAGAUAGAGGUGGACCUGUGCUGAUCUCCACGGCUCUGUGUGCAGUCAGCCUGCUCCUUUGUCACAGUGUGGACUUGUCUUUGCUCCAGCGCUGGUGUAAGUUAUUAAAGAAGCACAGAUGUCCUGAAGCUCCUGAGGCCCUCAGAGCAGCAUGUGCACAGGCUCUGUGUCUGUGUGGGGUCCACGUAGUGACCAGGAGCCUGACAGGAGGCCUCACGCUCAAAGAGCUCAGUACCAGCUUGAUCAGCACGGGUAUCUACCUGCUUCAGGAUGAGAGUCCACAGGUGAGAGCGAAGGCGGCUGUCUUUGCCUCUCUGCUCUGCUGUUCUGUCCGACAGCCGGAAGAUCCACAGAAAUGCUUCUACAUGCAGGUGAACCGGGCUUUGCGCUCAAUGCUCGACCUGCUCUUAGAGGAAUUCUGGGACGCAAGUUGUGCUUUGGAGGCCUUAGUGUGCCACUUACCUGACUGUGAUCUGAAUGCUGUACUGAAGGAGGCCAAAGAGACGCAAUGUCGCAGUCUGUAUGAGCGAGAUGAAGCAAAUGUUUUUGCAGAGCCAUCUGUGAUCUCAGAGUGCCUGUUGCCACACCUAUUGAAUCUGGUUAAACAUUACCCAAAAUCCUCCACUCUCGCCAAGAACCUGGAGCGCUGGGCCCAAAACAGUGCAGCCAUUAUCAAAGAGAAUCUCACAAUUUGUAUGCAGCUACAAUUAGGUGAUGUCCUGAAUCCUGAUUGGCUGAGUUUGCUAAUAGAACCCCGUUUCCAUGGCGCUCUUUCAGGCCUGUUCACUAGGGUGAUUGUACUACUCCAGCUGCUCAAGGAGUGUGAUUCCAUACGACCCCUACUUGACCCUUUCAGUUCAUCUAAAAACCUUCAGGACAUUCAUAGACGGUUUGUCCUAAAUGGACUCUUCCUUCCUCAGGUCUUCAUUGAUGCACUAAGGACAGAUUAAUCCAGGGCUGUCACAGAUCAGGGUUACGUUGUUGCUGUUCAUCGCCAUAUUGAGUGGAAACUAUUCGAAAGGAAGAAUACCAGUCCUUUGUUGUGCAAUACAAGAGAGAGAAAUAGAAAACGUAUCUACGUCACCAGCCAGAAUCAAACACCACUUCCAGCUCUGUAAGUGUAGCACGUCUAAAUCUGAAACGGGCUGAAAGAUGCCAUUGUUUCUGGAUGGGUGGUGAUUUCUGAAAUAGAGCGCACUGCAGGCGGGGACAAACAGACUGAGGCGUCACAAAGACUCAGCAAGCGUCUGAGGAUGGUACAUAUAUUUUUAGCCAAAUCUCUCUUUGGAACCGAAUAAGAUUCAUGCUUGUAUAUUGAUAAUUAAAUAAAGACUGAAUCAUUUGUAGAAUUUUUGGGCUAAACCUGAUCUGUGAUACCAGUAACAAACAUUCAGUAUUCUGUUCCCUUUAGAAAAUGAAGUGCUGCUUUUUCUCAGAAGCUCAUUGGUUUUAUGUGGAGUGGUGGCUCAUGGUUCGCUGUGAUAACACUUCACAAAACCGGUUUGAGCUGCCUCACACCAACCUUGAAGCAUCUUCUGAUACACACACAGCAGCCACAAUUAACUCACUCUUUUCCUGUGAUUCAUUCUGUCUUGAUCCUUU